GGAAAGAAAAGCUGAACUGCAGGAAAGUGACCUGUGCCGAGGAGUACGCCGUUAGGAAUCGUGUGCAUGCCUCUAAACCCUGAGUGGUUCUCCGUUCUGUAUCCUUCGCCUCCCACUGGGUGGAGUAGGUCUUUUAAGAGCAGCUGGAAUGCAGCUCCCCUGAUCAGUGUAGCCAGUUGUUGCCUGUCUGAACCUCUGCCAGUCCUAGAGAGCCGUGCUCUGAGCUCAAACCAGAGGGCCACGCUCUGCACCCCUCUCCACCGUCCUUCUCGCCGCAGCCAGAAGAAAGUUCCCACCUGCCCAGCUAUGGGGGAGGACGCUGCGCAAGCCGAAAAGUUCCAGCACCCAGGUCCUGACAUACGGCAGGAAAAGCCGGGCAGCUCCAGCCCGGCGCCCUCCUCCACGCCGAGCCCCAGCCUGAACCCGGGGAGCACGGAGGAGGCCAUCCGGGACAACGCGCAGGUGAACGCCGUCACGGUGCUCACGCUCCUGGACAAGCUGGUGAACAUGCUGGACGCCGUGCAGGAGAACCAGCACAAGAUGGAGCAGCGGCAGAUGAGCCUGGAGGGCUCCGUGAAGGGCAUCCAGAACGACCUCACCAAGCUCUCCAAGUACCAGGCCUCCACCAGCAACACGGUGAGCAAGCUGCUGGAGAAGUCCCGCAAGGUCAGCGCCCACAUGCGCGCCGUCAAGGAGCGCUUGGAGAGGCAGUGCGCGCAAGUGAAGCGGCUCGAGACCAACCACGCCCAGCUCCUCAGGCGCAACCAUUUCAAGGUGCUCAUCUUCCAGGAAGAAAAUGAGAUCCCUGCCAGUGUGUUUGUGAAAGAGCCAGCUUCCAGCCUAGCGGAAGGGAAGGAAGAGGAGCAUGCUGAUGAAAACAAGUCCCUGGAGGAAACUCUGCACACAGUGGACCUCUCGUCCGAUGAUGAAUUGCCCCAUGACGAGGAGGCCCUGGAAGACAGUGCAGAGGAAAAGAUGGAAGAAAGCCGGGCAGAGAAAAUAAAAAGAUCCAGUCUCCGGAAAGUGGAUAGCCUCAAGAAAGCAUUUUCUCGCCAGAACAUCGAAAAAAAGAUGAACAAGCUGGGGACAAAGAUUGUAUCUGCAGAGAGGAGAGAGAAGAUUAAGAAAUCUCUCACUUCCAAUCACCAGAAAACAUCCUCAGGGAAAAGCUCCCCCUUCAAGGUCUCUCCCCUCACUUUCGGUCGAAAGAAAGUCCGAGAGGGAGAAAGCCCUGCAGAAAAUGAGACCAAGUCAGAAGACAUGCCUAGCAGUGAGGUGCCGAAUGACCACGAGGAGAGCUCAUUCGCGGAGGGUCUUUCCGAAGCAUCCCUCACCAGUGUACUGGUGGAAGGGAAGAGCACGGAGGGGGAUGCUGGGAGGGCGGCCUCAAGAGGGAGUGACUCGGCCAUGGACAGCAACAUCGACUUGACCAUUGUGGAAGAUGAAGAAGAAGAGUCGGUGGCCUUGGAACAGGCCCAGCAGGUGUGCUAUGAUGGAGGCUACGUGCUAACCUCCCACGAGGCAGAGCGGUCAGAUGAGGAGCCGGUGCAGCCAGCUGUGCUCCAGGUGGACCAGACCGCCUAAAGGCACAGUGCUCUGUGCCCAGCCUGUGCUUUCAGUUUAGUGGGUAACCAGAGCCUAGAAACAAACUCCUGUACAUCUCCAGCACUCCCCACUCACACCGUGUUACCGUCCAGGUAGUCAUCAUUUACUACACAGUAGGCGCACACACGUGCCCGAGAUUUACUAUGAAGGCAACCUGUCAGGGUCUACACGUCUAAUUUACUCUUAGGUUCCAUUUCUGUAGUUCUCCAAGACUGCCCAGAAGAAGAAAUGGAGCAGUCAAAAAACACUGAUCAAUUUGGCUAAGUCAGAAACAUCAGAGGCUACGUAAGAUGCUAAUCAUGAAAUGUGAUUCAUUUUUUGUCAUUCCAUAAGCUUGCUGAAUAAGCGUACCACUAAUAUAUUGAAUUUCCAUAGAAUUCUGUGAAUCUAUAUUCUUUAAGUGUGUGAUAUAUAAUAUACAUAUGUAUUUAAGCUAAAGAGAUAACUACUUUAUAUUUCAAGAAGAAAACACUUUUCUUAAAAGGUAGAAGAGAAAGUUGGCUAUUUACUUAGUAGAAAACAUUGUUUAUUGAAAAUGAAGGAGAAAUUGAAAGACUAUAAUGUUCAGCUAACGAAGUAAGAUAUGUAGAAAAGUUGGUACUAUUAGAAAAAGAAAACUAAGGAGAAGUUGGAAAAUAAAAGAAACAGAAACAAAGAAUGGCAAAGAGAAUGAAGACAAAGAGAAAAAAGCAUGUGCUCAAAAGUAAAAUAUUUACGAUAUUAGUUCAAGUAUUUACUCAUAUAACAAUGCUGAAGAAAUUCAUUUAUCCUAGAAUAAUAUGUUAUAUCUUCACAAUAUUUUUAUUUUCUAAUAUUUUCAAAUAAUCUAAAAAAACAUUUUACUGUGUUAAAGCUGCAUUUUUUUCUUAAUAAAAUACAUUACAAAUAUUUCUCUAAGGAAGUUCAAAAGGAUGUCUCUUUAACAUUGGAAUGAACAUAAAUCUUCAAAAUUAAUUAAUACAUACUGCCUUUUGUAGGAAGUUGGAUCGUACUAUUCUUUAAUGUUUUCCAAAUUUGAAAUAAUCCUUACACUUCAAAUGAUGUAAUGUAGGUUUGUAACACGUUAGAAUCAACAGGUUUGGGAAGGGAAAGAGUCGAGUUUUCCUUUUUUGUACAUAAUGGUAAUUUCAUUCCAGGUCAUAUUUUAUUUAUAUAUUAAUUUCACAGAAUAUUAAUAUGUUUCUCAACUUCUUAAAGCAUGCUAGUGUUUAUGUGUAUGUGCACAUUUACUCAGACAGGGUAAUUUUCACUACUGCCUAACAUUAUACUAAAAUAUUGCUUUAUUUUUAAUUACAGAAUGGUAAUGUUUUGAGAAAACCAUUACGGUUUAAAGACAGUUGUACCAGAGAGCAAAUUCCCUACCUUUAGUAUGUACCACUCAUUAUAAGUAACCUUACAAAUACAGCUAAUCUAAAACAGUAUUAACAAACUAUGCUUUGCCUUAUAACAGGGAUAGGAUUAACAAAUGUAUUGAUGGCAUAACUGAUACAGCUGUGUCCUUAUUUUGCAAUAAUGUACCCCAAAUAUUAGAUUGUUGAACUAACAAUGGCUGUGUUAAAGAAGACUAAAUAAACCAAAAAAUAAAAAGUACAUAACAAUGUCAGUUUCUUGGCAGAAAACUUUAAAAAAAGCAGAAAGAAUUGAUUAUUAAACUCUCCUCCAAAUGUAGCCGUAAUGUUGAUUUUUUAUUCUUGAUUUCCCCUAUUAAUUCUGCUUUCUUUUUUCCCCAAUCUCAUUUAGAAAUCCAAGUCUCACUCUCCAAGUUUAACUUUCUUGACAUCACCUUGCCAGCUCUGGAGAGCAUCUGAAUUUAUUGUAGCAGCUUGAUGAAUUUGAUAGUUCCAUCUGCAUUUUUAUUAUUUUGUACCAGACCUUAUAAUACCUUAAAUAGCCCUGCAAACAUGAAUGUAUUGAACUGUAUGUUCAGUUUAUUCACACAGAUACACCUUUGUCUUCUGCACUGCCAUCCAGUUGGUAGAAGACUAAAUUUCACUCAGGGCCCUGAACAUGCCUGUUUAACCUUUACAAAGUUGCUGUUACUCUUUUGCAGCCAAGGAGUUGGGCCAUUCAGAGCUAAUGCAAGGUUUACAUUUCCUUUUCAAAAAUGCUUAUGUUAUUUGUUCCUAGAAACUAUCUGCAUGUCAGGCAUCUUUUUAGAUUUGACUGACAGACAUUUAUUCUCUGUUCCUCAUUUGAAACAUUAAAAUCCUAACCAAUGGAACAGAGAAUUAAGCCAGCUAAUUGUUGGAAAACACAUACUGUAGGGAUUAGAGAGAGCAGCAGUUGUGGAAAUGAAAACUAGUUAUUCUGUUUAUUGUUGAAUUAUUUGCAUACUGGUGAGGCUACAAAGUCCCCAAAUUAGUUAUGUCUUCUUCAUACCCACCCAAUAACCCAUUCCUAACUUUAUGUGCCUGGAGCUCAAGAACUGGAUUAGUUUUCCCCCAAGGAUUAUACAUUAAUAAGCACUGAGAUCAUUAUCUUAGAAAUAUAAUUCAGGAACAAGAAGUGUCUAUUACACAGAUCACAGAUCUCACAGAAAUAGAGCAACGAUGAGAUUUUUCCAUGAGUUUUUAUUUGUAAAAUAUAUAGACAUAUAUAUUUCAACAGGAAUAUUUUCUUCUUUCCCUUUCCACUUACGAAUCUAGUACAUGGCUGAAUUUCUUUUUAUACAUGAAAAUAAAAGACCCACACUAAGGCCAGUUCUGCACAAAAUAAAUAUUUUUUUCUUACAUUUAUUGUAAGAUGAAAGCCCAAAAUGUUUCUGCUUUUAGCAAUGCUCAUGCAGAAGAACAAGGUUUGAACCUCCUGCAUUUCAGUUCACUAUCAGGAAACUAGAAGCUCCUUUGACAUAGCCAAGCCACUAGUGUAAGUAAAGGUUAUAAUGAAAGUCAUUUCCUACAUUAAGACACUAAUGCCCAAACCCAGUUAAUUCUUGCUCAAAAGUUUGUUUACUGCCCUACGGCCUAAGUCUAAGUGAUUUUAUGUUGGAGAUUAGGAGUAUGAGGAAUUGAGGUAAGGGUGGCAAUCAUUAUUAACAGUUCCAUAGCAACCACAAGUCUUUUCCUAAGACUGCAAGACUGUGACACUGCAAAACAAGUUUCAGAUCAAACUGGCACUGAAGCUUUGUAUUCUCCUUGAUCUGGGUGUUGAAAUAGAGACUUCUGCAGCCAGGACCUCAUUCCUAAAGGGAACAGGCAGUAACUCACAUUAUUAAAGAUACAUUCUUCUUAUUUUUGUUUUAACCAUUGCAUUAUCCUGUAGUAUUUGAAACUCUAAAAUUAUCUUUAACUCUCCACACAAACUGCCCCAAUUACGAAGCUACACCUUUAGCAAGACAGCUUGAUAUUCAUAUGCUUAAAGACUUUCCACUGUAAAAUCAAUUCAGUAAAUAUUUAUUGAGCAAUACAACCAUCUGUCCUUCCCACUUGGAAAUUCGUAGUGCCCAAAGCAGGAAGACACAAGCAUGGGGGAGAGAGAACAUUUCUGAUAGCUUACUUUACGCCAGGCUGGGCACGCCAAUGGUCAGAACUGUGUACCUACCACAGGCUAGACACAAACAUUAUCUCAUUUAAUCAAAUGAAUCCUAUUAGAAAGGUACUGUUUUUAUACCUGAGACUUUUGAUGAGGGGAGCGAGGGAACUACAGAGUUCUUAACCACUCUAAGUUCUCACUCACCAUGUUACAAUUUAACUAUUUUUCCCUUGAAGGUCACAGAGUUAAAAGACUUGUCCAAGUUCACAUAACUGUUGAGUGUCAGAGUCAGUGCUCAACCCCACUCUGAAAUCCAUGCUACUGCCAAAACAAGACUCCUAAUUGUAUCACCCAACUGUGCUUCACUAUGAAUCACUUUAUAAGCUCUCUGAUGGCGUGGUAUUAACUUCAUUUUAUCGCGCCUUAUACAGCAUCACAGAGAGCUGCACUUUGUAAAUGAUUUUAAUGAUUGUCAUACUAAUGCUAAGAAAAAACAGCUCACGAUUCUUGGGGAGCCACAGAGAGACUGUUAUUCAGGUCUGCUGAGGCCACAGAGGGGCUCCUCAGCUCCUUGGCAUUGUCCAUUGUCAGUGGCCGCAGGGUUCACUGUGGGGCACAGUUUAAUAAGCGCAAGCUGUCAACAGAGAUAGAUACUAGAAUCAGCUAAUUCAAAGAUGGCGCAAGAAGUCUGCCUCAAACUCCAAGUUAAAGGAGUCAGACUCCUGUGCCAUGCUAGAGAAACUGCUUUAUCCCGCCUGGACACAUCCUCUCACAGGCUGAAAAUAUGAGCAAACGGCAAAUCAGCAUGGGGUGGGGACGUGUGGGUGUUUGGGAAGUAAGGUGAACCGUGACGAUAUGGAGACCUGGCCUUUGAAGAUGAUUCCUGCAAAACAGUCCAGCUGUCUUCUCAACGUAAAAAAGGAGCUACAUCAAGCAAAUGCUGGUGCAAGCAAUCAAAGAAAACCCUCCAGGCCAGCCCUCAUUCAUCAGGAUGUAUGCUGAAGUCAGUGGCUUCUUCCAAGGGCUUAGGCAGUGGUCACAAACUCAAAAUGCCUGAAGGGCUCACAUAGAAGUAACAUGGUUCGAGGUGGUGGCAGCAGUUGUGGCAGAGCAGUUACAAGUGGGCCGUGACCUCUCUUAUGGGACACCUUCAUCCUUCACCAGUCUGAAGGUGGCGCAUUUGCUAAUUCCCAGAAAGUGACGGUACAUUCUAGGAGCCACCCUGAAUUGUGGUAAACUGGCAUCUACCACCCAACUCCAUUUGCCAUGUGAGAAGUCAGGCCCGGUGUUGCCAAAGCUUCAACUUCUUUUAAGAAGAGCCAAAAUUCAGAUUUCUUUUUUGCAUGAAAAGCUCCUGGCUUUUAAUUUCUGGCAACUAGCUCAAAUCAUUUUAAUCACUGUUUGAGCCAACUGGAACUAUCUGCUGGCCUGUAGCCUCGGCACAGGCCAUCAGUUUCUGACCCCUGGUCUGUAAGUGAACACUCUUGGGUUUUCCUUCCCCACCUGGACGCACAGACAUGGGAAUAGAAAGCUACCAACAGGAUUGGAUUUGCCUUGAGAAAAAGCACAAAAUUUUUCUUAGGGAAAUAGAAAAUGCAAAAAUGCCCUUGCCGGAACUUGUAAGAAAUUUUCUCUUGCCACUUACUGCAUUUGUGAAAAGAUUCCUGUUAAUGCUGCAUAGUCAAUGCACUGAGGAGACAGUCACCAAUCACACUGAAAGGUGGUUAUAUGUUCUCUAAUGGGAUAGCACCACUUCCUGUUAUUAGCAGCACUACCUACCUGUGGGUUACCUGCAGAGCCCCUGGGUGCCAACGGGAUUGGUAUUUUGUUGGGGUAAACUGAGCAUAUAAUGUGACUAUUCCAUUUCUAUGUUCCAGUAGAAAAAUACCUACUCCUAUCAAUAACCUGGAGGUCCUACAGAUGACAAAAAGCAAGUCUGCACCCUGCUCUGCCGUAUUUCAUAGCAAAAUGGCCAGCCGACACUCCAUUUCUUCAACUCUUUAUUGUUAGUAAUGAGGUACUAAAGGAAAAGAACACAGCUCAAUUUUCUGGAUGCUAAAUGGAGACUUCAGAGCUCAGAGUUGGGGAAAAAAAAAACUGAUACCGAUUUAGCACAAGGGGAAAGAUGUCCUUUGUUAAGGAGAAACUUUAUGCUUGCAACCACUUUAAGCUCUAUGGAAACACAUGGAUUAGCUAUGUUCUCCAAGGUCCAGUGCAGGUUAAUCGUAUCCAGAACCCCAAUGACAUGCAGAGAAAGGCAGUUUAUUCUGAGCAAUGUGCCCUUAUUUGAAAAAUCAAAUGUCCUAGGAACUUUAAAUCAAUAAUUUUCAAUUCCUACAUAAUAAAAAGGAAGCCCCCCCCCCGCCACCUUCCCUCUCAGGAUGGAUGGAGAAAAGGAAUAUCUUAGCUUAUGGGAUUGCCCCAAAAAUUAACCAGAGAAAGGGAGACUGAUGUACCUUGGGUGUAAUUCCAUUAUCUCUUUAGUUCUCUCUCUUUUUUCUUUCUACUAUCACUCUUUUUAUUGUCAGAGACCAAAAGAUAUUUUCCAACUACCUUGUAGCUAGACUUUUCAGAGAUUAAACGAAAGUAGUUAGGCCUGAAUUAUCCAAUAACUGCAGGGUGUUUUUAAUCUGCAAGAAACAUUUCCCCAAUAAAGGUAUCCAUUUUAUUAACAUUUAUUGGGCAUCUAUAUGUGCCAGGCCCUGUGCUGGGUCUGUGGAUAAGACUGACAAGAGAAGAGUCUUUGCCAUCUAGGAACUUUCUAUCUAUUGAGCAAGGGGAAAGUGCUGGGAGCCCCCUACAUAAAUUAGAAUUUACAGAAGCAAAGCAAGAAGGAACAAAUAAUCUGCAAGAAAAAUAAAUCUUCAGCCUUAAGGAAACUGUUAUUUGAGAAAUAGUCACACAAGAUAGUUAAUGGAGAUCCUGUAGCUCUGCUGUGUAACAUACCAUAAAUUUCCAGAAUGGAGAUAGAAGGAAUCUAAACAGUACAAAGUACAGUUGUGUGGAUGUAAAGAAUACACAAGAGUAGAGAUUUCUCUGUGCUAAAGUGUGAAACAAAAUGGUGGAAGGGAGACUCUGAGUGGAAGAAAACCUAUAGUCUUUAAAAACGCAACAUUGACAGCAAGCACAUUCAUUUGUUUUAAUUCGCAAGUAAGUUUUGAGCACAUACUGUAUACCAAGACUUGUGAAGGUACGGGGUUCACUGGUUCACUGCAAACCAAAAAGACAUGCCCUUCCCUCCUGCAAUCCCAAUGUGCCCUGGAAUAAAC
Molecule: messenger RNA, 8345 nt
Organism: Balaenoptera acutorostrata (minke whale)
Lineage: Eukaryota; Metazoa; Chordata; Mammalia; Artiodactyla; Balaenopteridae
Gene: CAVIN2
Product: caveolae associated protein 2
Exons: 2
Coding region: 67-1584 (505 amino acids)
Cellular component (GO): caveola; cytoplasm
Molecular function (GO): protein kinase C binding
Source: RefSeq, a predicted model, not a curated record